Mya arenaria is the source of this 1869-nucleotide messenger RNA. RefSeq lists its product as uncharacterized. NCBI's taxonomy places the organism in Eukaryota, Metazoa, Mollusca, Bivalvia, Myida, Myidae. Bases 69 to 1745 code for a protein of 558 amino acids. Gene Ontology annotation, molecular function: scavenger receptor activity. The transcript is spliced from 11 exons. The record is from RefSeq and is a predicted model, not a curated record.
UACGUUUGUUAGACGAAGAUGCAAUUAUAUAUCAACUUCCUUAUUUCAAAUUGUCACAUUCGUUCACCAUGGGGGAUUACCGACAUGUUGGAUUUAUUUAUGUGUUUAUGCAUUUUAGCAGAUAUUUCUUUUCACUGAGUUUAGCCUGUGGAGUCGACGAUAAUGGUUUGUACCGGUUUGGACCCGAUUGUGAACACUUUUGUCACUGCGCCGGAAACAAACAGUGUGCUAACGUCACUGGAGCUUGUAAAGAGUGCGAAAGACACUGGUUCGGACCUGGGUGCCAGUAUUAUGAUAUUGCGCUGGAUUUUAACGAUGAGAUAAACAAACUGUAUGGUUCAAGACAUUUAGACAACCUUCCACAUCCUGGACAACAAUACUCGCAACAAGCACAUUAUGGAAACAUCUUAACAUGUAGCUCAACAGACAGCGCUUCUCAUAGAAUCAAUAGGCGCAAUGAACCGUUCUGGAGCAUUUACUUCAUCAACAACACAAGAUUUUAUGAUUUCCAACUGGUGUUGUCAAACGAUGAAACCCUUAGAAAAUACUUUAACGGCUUCAAGAUCUACAUAGAAAACCUGACUUCAUGGGGUUACACUGAGGAUGAAAGAAACAACAAACCGCCGACCGAAAGACCCUCUAUUUGUUACCAGCACAAUCGUAUCGCGAUCCCGCACAAAACCAUGGUUGUGCAGUGUGGCACGCCUAUGAUUGGUAACUCUGUCAGGAUUGAGAUGGCUAACAUUGCGUCACAGCUGGUUCUCUGUGAUAUUAAGAUAAGUGCAGGAAUAAAUAUGGCAUUUGGCAAACGUUUAACUCUGAGUCCGAACGAUGCAUCGUCGAAAUAUUCGCCAACCGGAGCAGUUGAUGGCAACACAAUUAACACAAAUAUACAUAAGUGCUCUGGAAUGUAUGCAAAUGAUAGAAACAAUAAAUGGAUGGAUGUAGACCUACAACAGCGACUUGACAUAAACUUAGUUCUGCUAACUCUAUAUAAAGAAGCUGGUUUCCUUGCUACUGACUUUACUAUUGCCGUAUCUAACGGAGGGACUUUCAAAACGAUUUAUGAUAAUGCUACGGACUCACGACCUAUGCCAGGGAUCUUCCUGUCAUCAAAAGGGCAACAUUUAAGGAUACAACAAAUGAACGGUUCCUCUCACUUUACUGUGUGUGAAAUCCAAGUGUUUGCACAUUGUCCGGAGAACUACUGCGGAUACAACUGUUCUGUUCCCUGUCAUUGUCUUGUCCCAGGUUCUAUGCAAGACAGACUUACAGGUGUUUGUACUUCAGGCUGUGUUAACAGGUGGACGGGCAAGGACGGCAUGUGCAACAAAAAUUGUAGCAUCAGCAUGUGGGGGGAGGAAUGCGAACACCCAUGUGGUCAGUGUUCCAACGGAGCUCCGUGCAACGUAAGCAAUGGACACUGCAAGACAUGUGCAGCGGGCUAUAAACAUACUCAAAAUUGUACAGAUGAAUGCGAAGAUGGAAGGUAUGGACCCAAUUGUAAUAGUAUUUGCAGUCUUAAUUGCGUCCAUACGUGUAGCAAACUAGACGGCACUUGUAAAUAUUGUAAAGCAGGGUACACAGGCAAAAUGUGCGACAAAGAAUGCGAAAAUGGAACGUAUGGCACUAAUUGCUCAAAACCGUGUGGACACUGCGUUGCAGGGUGUGACAAGAAAGAAGGUUCUUGCUUGGGUGGCUGUUUACCCGGUUUUACAGGCGAUACCUGUCAAGCCAUUGGAUGACAAGCGGAGCAUAAUGCAAAUGGAUUCGUAAUCGGCGGGAGCGUUGGGAUUGUUCUUCUUAUCGCUGUCGGCUUUGUCAUCUCUGUGAUAUAUAUAAGGCGAAGGAAGGUCAAACCAAUCAGAC